CACACUGAGGGAACAGCUGUAAAGUGUGUACUGAUACUCUGCAUGUGAGACGUUGAGGGGACAUCUGUAAAUUGUAGUAUCUCCCCACAUCAUCACACACAUGAACAGACAGGAAGGAGGUGGGAUCAGCUGCUGUGUUGAGCUCAUUUUAGCAGGUGGAACAAUGGACCUCACAUCUCUGCAGAGGCUGCUCUGUCUGACUUCGCUGCUCUGCUGCACCACGAACGCAGCUGGUCUGACGGUGAGUCCCAGCAGCUCCCAGUUCUUUAAAGGAGACUCUGUCUCUCUGAGCUGUGAGGAGGACGACAGCUCUGCUGGAUGGAGGCUGAGGAGGAACACCACCAGAGACACCAGGACUCAGUGUGGAGCUGACUGGGGAGAAUCAGCUGGUUCUUCCUGUAACAUCAGCUACAUCGUCCCACAGGACAGUGGAGUUUACUGGUGUGAGUCCAGAGAGGGAGCAACCAGUAACAGCAUCAGCAUCACUGUCACUGGUGGAGCAGUGAUCCUGCAGAGUCCUGUCCUCCCUGUGAUGGAGGGACAUGAUGUCACUCUGCACUGUAAAACAAAGACCCCUCCCUCCAACCUCCCAGCUGCUUUCUAUAAAGAUGGCUCCCUCAUCACAGAGACUACAGGUCACAUGACCAUCCACCAUGUUGACAAGUCUGAUGAAGGCCUCUACAGCUGUGGCAUCAGAGGUCAUGGAGAGUCUCCACGCAGCUGGAUCACUGUCACAGAGCGACCGACCACCACCUCUCCUCCUCGUCUACCUGUGUGGCUGUCUGCUGCAUCUGUCUGUGGUCUGCUUGUAUUGAUGUUACUGGUGUUACUGGUUGUACUGGUGAAACGAUGUGUUGAGAGGAAACCUCCAGCUGAUGAAGAAGUCAGAGAAGAUGACAUCACAGAUGACAUCACAUACAGCGACGUGAAAAUAUUACGCAACCAACAACAGCCAAUCAGACGAGGCAGAGAGAGCGAUCCGGCUGCAGUCUACUCAGCUGUGAGAACAGACCACGUCACUUAUGGACGAAUAUUCAUCAGAACAAACAGGACCAGAGAGUGUCCAGCAGAGCCGGAGGUCGUCUACUCUUCACUGAGGUCAACCGUCACACCUUCACACCUGUCCCACCAGUCCCACCAGUCCCACCAGUCCCACCACUGACGUCCUCCUGCUGGUCUGUUACUGGUCCUCUCUCCAGGUUCUUCUGAUGGAAAAUUUGACUUGUUCGUGUUUGGUUGUGGCUAACCGAUCGUCACCUCUGCUCAGCGCAGAGACAACAGACCGACAGAAACCACGACCGCAGACUAUAAACAGCCUGAACGCUCAGCGCUGGAAACUCUGCAGAGAGUCUGAAGAGUGAAAUAUUGAUGAGACGUUUCUUCUCUGAACUCUGACGCUGACCCAGGGACCAGCACUCUGAGCCUGAGGACCUCUCUGUGUGGUCUGCAGACCCCUGGUUGAUCACUAGUGACCCCUGCUGGUCCAUCAGUGACCCCUGCUGGUCCAUCAGUGACCCCUGGUGGAUCACCAGUGACCCCUGGUUGAUCACCAGUGACCCCUGCUGGUCCAUCAGUGACCCCUGCUGGUCCAUCAGUGACCCCUGGUGGAUCACCAGUGACCCCUGGUGGUCAGUGAGUAAACUAGUUAAAACAUCUCAAACCCAGCUGACCUCUGUGGAGUCACAGUAGUGCCAUGAAAAAGAAUAAAUCUGUAAAAGAGUAAAUAAAUAAAUGUGGAAAUAUAAAAAGAAACAAAUAAAACAUUUACACAAAUACAUAAUAUAAUAUAAUAUGAUAAUAUAGCUUCUGCUUUUACUGUAUUGUUUUUGCUUUGAGUUGUACGAGUUGUUUUCAAUAAAAUUCAAACAUCAUAUGAAUUGGUUGUUUUACAGUGUUUAUGUCGUAAAUGUGACAUUUGAAAUGAAACGUGAUGAAGCUAACAGUUAGCCUGCUCAGGGUUGAGCUAAAUGUCACCAGUUAUCAGUCUGUUAACUCAAACACUGACAAUGAACAAGAUUAUGGACUGAGACUCGUGGUGCGUUUGAUGACCUCUAGCCAGUGUUCGUAUUGAUGAGUGAUGCUACAGAAAAGCCUCAGCUGUUGCAGUGUGUGAGCUUCAGGGUUUCCUGAUAAUUAAAACUCUGUUAUUGAUCAAGGUAAUCAAACAGCUGAGUUGAUAGGUCACACAUGAUAUAUGUAUGUGUUAUAAGUAACAAGUUUCCGGUUCGAUUCCCCAACAAUCGGACUUGUUUCCUGUCUCUCGUCAUCGUCCUGUCCAAUAAAGUCGGUCUGAAAAGGUGAGAGAAACACUGUUGGAGCCUGUAGACGGUGUUUCACUGGAAAAACCAGCUGUAGUUCUUCUUAGAUGUUGAUCAGUAAACUAAUAUAUUCUUAUCUGUACGUGAUGAAUUUGCAUGUGACAUU
Messenger RNA from Seriola aureovittata, 2424 nucleotides. RefSeq names its product low affinity immunoglobulin gamma Fc region receptor II-like. The record is from RefSeq and is a predicted model, not a curated record. Gene Ontology annotation, biological process: cell surface receptor signaling pathway. Lineage: Eukaryota; Metazoa; Chordata; Actinopteri; Carangiformes; Carangidae. Gene Ontology annotation, molecular function: transmembrane signaling receptor activity. The transcript has 9 exons. The coding region runs from base 101 to 1162 and encodes 353 amino acids.